This is a messenger RNA of Drosophila teissieri, 2222 nucleotides long. RefSeq names its product myosin heavy chain, embryonic smooth muscle isoform (gene Ndc80). The record is from RefSeq and is a predicted model, not a curated record. Gene Ontology annotation, cellular component: Ndc80 complex. The transcript has 4 exons. Gene Ontology annotation, biological process: attachment of mitotic spindle microtubules to kinetochore. The coding region runs from base 80 to 2107 and encodes 675 amino acids. NCBI's taxonomy places the organism in Eukaryota, Metazoa, Arthropoda, Insecta, Diptera, Drosophilidae.
CAGGCGUUAAGCGACGCGCGAUUCCCAAUCAAACUUUGUAAACAUUUAAUUUAAUCAACGGAGCUGUAAUUAAGCCACGAUGUCGCACCUAAUGCCACGACGGACCAGCGAGUUCCGUGCCGAUGUACUGGACGAGCGCGGUACUACCGAUAAGCGGCAAACCAGGACAACGAAGCGCAGUGUAGCCACGCACACUCCGUCCUCCAGCCAGGCGGUCCCCAGAAGGCCCUCCGCAUCGCGUCUGCCACAGCCGCUGAACUUGGAGCGGGAUCGGGCCAGUCAAAUGGGCGUGACGCCGAAGCGAGGUCCCCGAUUUGUGCCCUCCACCGCAGAGCGCGCCAUUGCGCCACACUCCGACAAGAAAUGGGUAGCGGAGCGGGCACAGCAGAUCCUGGAAUACCUACACGACAUUCAGCAUAGCGAGGCGCCCACAGGGCUUAUUGCGGAUCUCUUCAGUCGGCCCGGUGGAUUGCGGCAUAUGACCAUCAAGCAAUUUGUUUCCAUUCUCAACUUUCUGUUCCAUCACAUCUGGCGCAAUCGAGUGACCGUGGGCCAGAACCACGUCGAAGAUAUCACAAGCGCAAUGCAGAAGCUGCAGUAUCCUUAUCCGGUGAACAAAUCAUGGCUGGUAUCGCCAACAACACAGCAUUCAUUCGGUCAUGUGAUCGUCCUGUUGGAUUUUCUCAUGGACUUUGUACCGCCUCUGCCCUCGUCGGAUGAGUUAGAAGAGGAGUUUCCGUUUAUGGAAACCAUGGAGCAGCCCAGCUCGUAUCUGAAUAGCAUGCACUGCGAGUCGACGGCCAUUAUGUCCACCACCCAGGCGCACGCCAUCCAGCUAGACGAAGAGGUGAAUGGCCUGCUUUUCGAAGAGGCUAGCAAAUGCAUUUCCCUGUGGGAUCAGGAGCUCACCAAUGAGGAGGCCAAGCUGCAGGCGGAGACCAGGGAUCAGGUGAUCAACAAGAAGUGUGAUUUGCCCAAUCGCAAGGCUUUAGACCAGAUAAUCUGCGAUCUGAAGACGAAGCUACAGCAAUUAGAGAAUAAGCUGCAUGAUCCUAGCGCUGACAAUAAACUAAACAAGCUAGAACGACUUACCAAAGAGCACGACCAGCUCGCCCAACAGCUAGCUGCCAGUCAAGAGGAGCUGACCAAGCAGCUGAAGCUAUUCGACCAGCUGUCUGCCCAGGCAGAAGAAAAGCAGUCGAAUCUUCGCCAGCAAAUGAAGUAUGAAAAGCGCCUGGAGCAGGCGGUUAACAGCCAGAAGUACACCGCCCAGCAGCUGAAGGAGCUUCAAAUGAAGUGCGACGAUAUGGAAAACUAUUCCAAGGCCUAUGAGCGUCAGGUGAAGGAGGUGUCCGAGCUGGAGCUCCAUCAGCAGGUGAUGCUGUCGCGAGCCAAGCAAAAACAACUGGAUUCCGUUGAGGUCUUCAACUCCCACGUGCGCCACCUGAGCAUGGAGCCGGUUAUUUGUGGCCUGAUAAAGGGCGGCAUUGGCCAGCAAUCGGAUCUUACUCUGCCGCUAAAUCCCAAUCAAAAAGAUAUUUCGGAGCGGGUACAGUGCCUGGAGCUGCUGGGCAAACUUCUACAGCAGCACCGCCAGCAGAAUAUCGAUCGGCGUCAGAUGUUGGACCAGCAGGUGGCCAAAAUAAAGUCCGAUUCCGUGGAGUUGGACACGGAAAUUGCUACGUUGGACUCUCAAUUGCGUGCGCAGAAGCAGCGCCUAACCAAAAUGGAGGCGAGCUAUCGGACCAAGCGGGACAUGCAUGCGCAGCACCGGCAGCAGCUGCUGGAGGAUCAGUAUGACCAGAUCGCCCGUCUGGGUGAGAUGGAGAAGCGGGAGAAGGAGGCGCUGGAGAAGCUGCAAGCCAGCAAGCAAAGGAACGAAGAUUUACUCACCGCCGCCGAGCAGUUUCAGGAGCAGGACCUCAAGGCUCGCAACGAACACCUCGAGAAAUGCGAGCAGAAGCUGGCAAAAGCGGAGAAGGACCUGCAGGCCCUGGAAUCAAAGGUCACCGCGUGUCAGGCCAAGCUGAGCGAUGAGGAGCAUAAGGUGUACUCCGCCAAGCUGCCAUCUUUCGAGCCAGUGCUGAAGGCCAUCAAGAAGCGUUGAUCCAGAUGUUUCGUUUCUUCUUUUUAUUUAUAAUCCAGUUGAUCUGUAAAGGUAGUUUGUUUAAAAGUUUCCGAAUUGAAAAAGCAAUGAAGCUGUCUUCAAAUGUUGUAUGAAA